Messenger RNA from Nerophis ophidion (straightnose pipefish), 3245 nucleotides. RefSeq names its product protocadherin gamma-C5-like. Gene Ontology annotation, cellular component: plasma membrane. Gene Ontology annotation, molecular function: calcium ion binding. Bases 190 to 2694 code for a protein of 834 amino acids. Gene Ontology annotation, biological process: homophilic cell-cell adhesion. Lineage: Eukaryota; Metazoa; Chordata; Actinopteri; Syngnathiformes; Syngnathidae. The transcript has a single exon. The record is from RefSeq and is a predicted model, not a curated record.
AUACUUAGCAACACAACCACAAUGCUCAGUGUAGAGAGGAGAGAAGGUACAUCAGUCAUGUACUGCCAGGAUUUCAUUUAUUUGGACUCAUAUUUUUGAUUAUGAACGGAUCUUGUUUUCACUCACCAUGUCGCUUGUUGGAAAUAUGGAUUUUGUCUUCAUGGUCUGUCUUCUUUUGGAUUGGAAUUGAUGCAUUUUAGAGGAUCGAGGAUGACAAAGACAAUAGGAUACAGAGACUGGAGAUGGCAGGCUCUUUUGUGGCAUCAGGUCUUUCUCUUGUGGACUACAGUGGAUGCACAGACUCGUUACAGCAUCCCAGAGGAGCUCAAACAAGGUUCUGUGGUGGGAAAUCUGGCCAAAGAUCUGUCUUUGGGACUGUCUGAGAUAUUUGAGCGCAAGCUGCGUGUCGCCUCUGAGGCUGGUAAGCAGUAUUUCAGCGUGGAUGCGGGGAAGGGCGAGCUGCUGGUCAAUGACAGAAUAGACAGAGAGGCUUUAUGCGGACAAAGUGCCAGCUGUGUGCUCCCUCUGCAGGUCGUCAUCGAGGACCCCUUGCAGUUGCAUCGAAUUGAAGUUGAAAUACGAGACAUUAAUGAUAAUUCUCCAAGUUUCAUUUCUAAAGACUUAUCUUUAAAAUUAGCGGAAUCUGCAGCUGUAGGCACACGUUUUCCUUUAAAGAGUGCAGCUGACCCUGAUGUUGGGAGCAAUUCUAUCAAAUCUUAUACUCUCAGUAAAAAUGACUGCUGUUCACUUCGAAUAAAAGAAAUAGAGGGCGGAAAAUCUGUCCCUGAGCUUGUUUUAGACAAGCCUCUUGACAGAGAGAAGAAAGCAGUUCACAAAAUAUUAUUAACUGCGUUAGACGGGGGCAGUCCAGCUAGAACUGGGACAUCACAAAUUACCAUAAAUGUUCUUGACAAUAAUGAUAAUUUUCCUGUGUUUGAGAAAAACCUUUACAAAGUAACAGUGGGUGAAAAAAGCCCAAAAGGGACUGUUAUUAUGAGACCUAAAGCAACAGAUGCAGAUGAAGGUUCGAAUGGUGAAAUAGAAUAUUCAUUCGGCUCCAGGACAUCAGACUCUGUCUUGUCAGUAUUUAAUAUGGAUGCCAUUAGUGGUGAGAUCCGUUUAAAAGGCGAGUUAGACUAUGAGACAGUCAAGUCCUAUGACAUUGAUAUCACUGCUAAAGAUAAAGGCAGCCCUGAGAUGGAGGGACACUGUCGUGUCCAAGUUGACGUGAUGGACUUUAACGAUAAUCCUCCAGAAAUUGUCCUCACUUCUCAGCCUAAACCUGUACGUGAGGACGCCCCGAGUGGGACCGUGGUGGCCCUGAUUAGUGCUCGUGAUCUUGACUCUGGUAAUAACGGUAAUGUGACGUUACGCAUGAAAAAGGGGUUUCCGUUUGACCUGAAAAGCUCUUUUUCUAACAAUUAUGCGCUGGUCACCAGUGGUGCUUUAGACAGAGAGAGCGUGUCUGAGUACAAGAUUGAGAUAACAGCCACUGAUUCAGGAUCUCCUCCUCUCUCCAGUAAGAAAACGAUAUCUGUCAGCAUCACUGAUGUCAAUGACAACCCUCCUGUAUUCUCUCAGAGCUCUUAUAAUGUUUAUCUCAAAGAGAACGGAGUAGCAGGUUCUAUACUGUACUCGGUGUCUGCAUGUGACCUGGAUGCUGGCCAAAACGCCAAAGUGUCUUACUCCAUGGUGGACUCUAAAGUGCACGAGGUGUCCGUGUCGUCUUACGUUUACAUGAACUCAGAGAACGGCAGCAUCUACAGCAUGCACUCCUUUGACUACGAGAAAGUCAAAGUCUUCCACAUCCAGGUUCAGGCCAAGGACCAGGGCUCUCCGUCUCUCAGCAGCAACGCCACCGUCCAUGUUUUCAUCCUGGACCAGAACGACAACGCCCCCGCCGUUAUUUACCCUUCCCCCCACGCCGCCUCCCACCUGCGGGUGCCCCGCACGGCCAAGGCGGGCCAGCUGGUCACCAAGGUGACGGCCGUGGACGCGGACUCGGGCCACAACGCCUGGAUCUCGUACAAAGUGUCUGAGGCCACAGACGCCUCUUUGUUCACGGUCAGUGUGUACACAGGGGAGGUGAGGACUAAACGCGCUGUGUCCGAGCACGACGACUCCUCUCAGAGGCUGCUUGUAGAGGUCCAGGACGACGGGGAACCGGUCCAGUCGGCCACCGUCACGCUGUCCAUCCUGCUGGAGGACGGUGUGAGCCAGCCCGUGUUGGAGCUGAGACACAAGGUGUCCGAGCCCAGUAAGACAAGCGGCACAAUCACGCUCUAUUUGAUCGUGUCUCUGGCCUCGGUGUCCGUGCUGUCUCUGGUGACUUUGCUGGUCUUAGCGGUGAAAUGCUUGAGGAGCAGCGGAAGCGACGCUAGUUGCUGCAUGAGACGGACACACUGUGAUGAGGACAAGAAGCCCAACAGAAACCUGCACAUUCAGCUCAACAGUGAUGGACCUAUCAAGUACGUGGAGGUUCUGGGAGGAGACGUCAUGUCUCAGAGUCACUCCUUCAGGUCCUGCAUGUCUCCAAUGUCAGAGUACAGUGACUUCACUUUGGUGAAGCCCAGCAGCACCACUGACUUUAAGGAGGUCAUCAGCGUCCUGGACGCCUCUUUACCUGACAGCACCUGGACCUUUGAGAGCCAGCAGGUGAGCAGAAAAUACAACAAGUGUUUGGAUCAAAUUUGACUACGGUUUCUAAACCCAGAAAAAAGAUAACCAAACUCUUUCUCCAAGCAUUAAGAGACAAAUUCUUAGCUUCCCUUUAGUUGGAGCUUUCAAAAUAUCAUUUAGUUACCUAUUAAUAUGCAUUUUUAUUAUAGUACAGUCCAUGUUCAUUCAUAAAUGUAACACACUGUCUAAAUACAGUCAACACACUUCAUGUUGUGUAAUGUUGUGGUUGAUUUCAGGUCCAUUCUCAGGUAGCACUUUCAGCACCAAGUUGGUGGACAGUGACUUUGACCAAUUUUCCAGUAGUCACCAUUAUACAAUGUUAAUAGAUGUCAAUGUAGAGUAUUAUCUAUUAUAUUUACAAACAUAAUUGACUUGAAUUUGCAAAAAAAAUAUUUAUAAUAAAUAAUAAAAUAUGUAGACUAUUCUAUAAGAUUACAAAGUAGCUAUUAUCAAUUCUAUAUGUUGUACUAUAAACUUACCGGCAAAUAUGUUAAGUACACCUAGAAAGAGUUGUGUAUAUAAAGCGUCAUUUUUCAUUGUUAAUCAUGUGUACUUAUAAUAAUUAU